AUGAUGGCUGAUAAGAAGGAAAUAUACAGAUCUAUUGCCCGUUUCUUCGAUAAAGAGAUAAAUUCCCAUGUCUACUCUUCGGAGAUAAAUGAGGGUCUUGAAGUUGCGAAGCAGUGUAUAGAAACAGCUUUUCAUAUAUCUGAUAGUGAAGUCGGUGAUGUUCCCGAUUUACAAACAUUAUUUAAAUCUCAGUCUCAAAAAAAACCUAAUAUUCUAACAAGCGAACCCUCAGAAGAAACCAAAUCAAUGGCAGAAGCAUUAAAAAAUCAAGGCAAUCAAUGCAUGAAACAGGAGAAGUUUGGGGAAGCUGUAGCCUGCUACAGUAAAGCUAUUGAGCUGUCCCCAUACAAUGCUGUAUUUUACUGCAACAGAGCUGCCGCCCACUCUCGAUUAGAUCAUCACCAAGAUGCAAUUAAUGACUGCUUAAAGGCUUUAGAAAUCGACCCAUGUUACAGCAAAGCAUAUGGCAGAAUGGGUAUUGCCUAUUCUAGCAUUGGUAAUCAUGCUAAAGCUGUUGAGUGUUAUCGAAAAGGCUUAGAGCUUGACCCAAGUAACGAGAAUUGUCAGCAAAAUCUAUCAAUUGCCGAAGAAAAAUUGAAGAAUUCAUCAGAUAAUACUCAGAGUUCAGGAUUAUUUAGUGGUUUUGACUUAAAUUCCUUUUUAAGUAAUCCAAUGAUGCAGAAUAUGGCUCGGCAAUUCAUGAAUGACCCGAAUGCUCAAAAUAUGAUGACUAAUCUACUACGCAAUACAUUUGGAGUAUCAGACAAUCCAACUACAAAUAAUUCACCCCGUAAUACUGAGGCUGAUAAUUCCAACGAAUCAACAGAAUCUAGUUCACAAAGUCAUAAUCCUAGUGGUACUGGUCCUAGUACUAAUGGUCAAAGUAUGGAUGAAUUUUUACGCCUUGGUCAACAACUUGCUCAACAAUUGCAAGCAUCCAAUCCACAACUUGUUAAUCACUUACGUCAAACAUUUCAUACCAAUGUUAGUGGACAAAAUUCAAAUCCGGAAAACAAUACUAAUUCCAAUGAUCAUAACAAUACAAAUUCCAAAUAA
Molecule: messenger RNA, 1056 nt
Organism: Schistosoma mattheei
Lineage: Eukaryota; Metazoa; Platyhelminthes; Trematoda; Strigeidida; Schistosomatidae
Source: the annotation of a GenBank genome assembly